AGCCGAGGCUCGCCAAUUGGACCUCCAAAACGAAAAUCGCAUCGUUUUCCACUUGCCUUCUCUAUACUACAUGGCAUCCACCUCAGGUUCUCGGCACGACGGCGUGACUGAAAGAAUUCGAAACGCCACCAUAACGCUCUACAAUGAAAACAACUCUCUCCUUGGUGAAGUUCGAAAGGCGACGAGUUUGAUGAAGGAGGUUGCAGUUGAUUUAGAAAGAGAUAAUCAGUCUCAAAUGGUGAUGAAACUAGAGGAUGCUGCUAUGCAGCUGUCAGAAGCCUAUGGAGACUGUACACACUAUUCAUCAUCCAUUGAAUCAAUUGGAAAUUCAUAUCAGCCUGGGACAGAGUUAACAGAUUUUAAGAAGUUGCUUGAGGGUGAGUUUGUGAAGGCCAAGGCUGCUUCAUCAUCUGUUCCACAGAAAGAAUCAUUGAUGCGUCAAUUCAGAGAAGCUGUCUGGAAUGUUCAUCAUGCAGGAGAACCAAUGCCAGGUGAAGAGCAGGAGGACAUUAUAAUGACCAGUACCCAGUGCAACCUUUUAAAUAUCACUUGUCCUUUGAGUGGAAAACCCGUUACUGAGUUAGCAGACCCAGUCCGAAGUGUGGAUUGCAAGCAUAUAUAUGAAAAGAAGGCAAUCAUGGCCUAUAUUAAUAAAUCCAAAAAUAAAAAUGGUCGAUGCCCGGUAGCAGCCUGCCCCAAGAUACUGAAGGCAGCAAAAGUAGUGUGCGACCCUCUGUUACGGGUUGAAAUCGAUGAAAUGCGGUCAAUGAACAAACAAAGUUCAAGGCCUAAUGUGAUCGAAGAUUGCACAGGGCUUGAUGAAGAAGAGAAUGAGCGAUGAAAGUAGAUAAUGUACAAAAUUUUGGUCCCUUUUUGUUUCACUCUUUUGAAUUAUUUUUCUCUUAUCCUAUUUGGAUUAAAAAACAAGAUAUGCGUUUGUUUACUUAUUGAGAUUAUUAUCCUGAAAAUU
Messenger RNA from Pistacia vera, 970 nucleotides. RefSeq names its product E3 SUMO-protein ligase MMS21-like. Gene Ontology annotation, biological process: protein sumoylation; double-strand break repair via homologous recombination. The transcript is spliced from 7 exons. Gene Ontology annotation, molecular function: zinc ion binding; SUMO ligase activity. Bases 71 to 841 code for a protein of 256 amino acids. Gene Ontology annotation, cellular component: Smc5-Smc6 complex; nucleus. Lineage: Eukaryota; Viridiplantae; Streptophyta; Magnoliopsida; Sapindales; Anacardiaceae. The record is from RefSeq and is a predicted model, not a curated record.